GCGAGUCGAGCCGCUGCGACGUGGUAAGCAGCGUUUCGGUAACAACCAUGAAACCGGGAUUUGAACUUUAUGUGAAAGUUUCACUGCUACGCCGGGAGCCUUUUUUUCCACUAUUCAAUUUCGCGUCCUUCUAUUACAUUUAUUAACAGUCAUUCAUCAGUUGCCGCCGCGAUACAGGCUUCUUGUUUCUUUAUUCAGCCCUCUUCCAAAAAGCAUAAAGUAAUGUCCUACCACCCGCAGACAGCACCCGUGCGUCCGCCGUCGCGGCGCGGCACGCCCUCCGCGGAUGGACCAAUUCCGUUCUUUGGCGGCCAGGACGCGUCGAGCUCGGGUGCCGAAUUCUUUUCAUCAAUGGAUGGCAGCACGCAGCACGCGGCGAUCCAGCAAACGCAGUUUCAGCAGUACGGGCAGCAGCCAUACACGGCGCCAUUCGCCUCGCAUGGAGUGCCGCCGCGGAGCGCGACUGCGGGGCCGGCCGAGUAUCAGCAGUAUGGGCAGCAGGCGGACCCGUACCGGAGCGCCUCUGUGGUGUAUCCUGGGUAUGGCACGCAGUACGGGUAUGAGCAAAAUAAUGCGGCACCGGAUGGCGCAGCGUUCUUUGACCAACUGGCGGGCGAAUCCCAGCAGGCAGCGCCGGCUGACCAAAACGGGUACUACGCACAGUACAGCCAGGCAGCCGCACAGCAGCCGGCGUACGCUGGAUAUGCUGAGACAGCCGAUCCCGCGGUUUCGGGCGCUACUGCGCAGGUGCAACAGGCGGCUGUUGAGCCCAUCUACGAUGAGGCGAUGGGACAAUACUAUGAUCCGCAGAGCGGGCAGUAUUACGACAACGAUUCGGGGACAUGGUAUUACCCGCAGGCUGCCGCUGGCUACGGCACCGAGUAUACCCAGACCACACAGGAGUACAAUCCCCCGGCAGUCGCUCCUGCUACUGCUGGUGGUGGCGGUGUUCCAGAUGCUACCGCAACAGCAGGCUAUGCGCAGCCUGCUCAGCCCGAGGUCGCUGAUGGAGCUGCAUUUUUUGACAACCUAGGAGACGCUGAUACCGAUGCAUCAGUACAGCACGCUGAUUACUCAAUGGGUCUGGCCCAGCAGCCAGUCACGGCUGUGCCAACAGUGCCGGUUGCUGCAGAGGCAGUGGGCGAGGCUGCUGUUGCCACACAUGCCGAGUCUAGUAUUGGUGUUGCCACGCAGGUGGCAGCUGAUAGCACAGGUGAUGCAGUGGUGGACCCGGCUGAAGCCUUUGACGCAAUCAUCAGUCGGUCAGUCCAGAGCCCGCCGGUGCAGGUAGAAGCAGUAUCUGCGGCUGCUCCUGCACCCAGUGCGCCGGAAAACGUACGGCAGAUGACAUCGGAUCCCGCAGACAUAUUUGAUACAGCUGUCCACCAAUCAGUUCAAACCCAGCCGCCGGCGACGGAGACAGUCUCUGCUGCUGAGAUUCCUGCUACUGUGGCUCCCGAGAGCGCUCUGCUGGAGACAUCCGAUCCAGCAGACAUAUUUGAUGCAGCAAUCAGCCAGUCAACUCAUAGCCAACCGGCGGCGGUGGCGGCGGAGAUAGCUCCUGCUGCCGAGAUUCCUGUCGCUGUUGCUGCGGAGAGUGCUCUUCUGGAGACAUCCGAUCCAGCUGCUAUCUUUGAUGCUGCCAUCAGCGAAUCACAGCCGGUCCAGCACAUUGCAGAGCCCCAUUUGGAGCCAGCACAACAGCAACAGCUGCCAGCAGCAGGUCCUGUUGUGGAAAUCGAGCAAGUAUCACCGGAGCCUGCCGGUACUCUUGACUUGGAGGCUGUCACAGCAGAGCAGGCACAUCAAGCUACUGAGCCAGCUGCCAUCGAGCGUAAAUCUGUCGGUGUAGUCGACAUACAAAAGGUUCCAUCGGAUCCGGCCGAGAUCUUUGACGCAGCCAUCAGCCAGCCGCAGCCGGUAGCUGCUGAGGAACCAGCACCCCUUCAGCCCGCAGAUGUGCCACCACCUAUCACCCAUGAAGACGCUCUGGUGGCGGACGCCGGCCAGCAGGCCAGCCAGCUGUCUCGGGAAUCAACAGUGGAGGCUGAGUUACCAGUCUCCGCUGCCUCCACUGAGCAAUCGCAAUCCAUAGCUGCAACGGAAACGGUAUCAGAAAUUGCGCCGCCUGCCGCCUGGAUUUCUACACUCAGCUCUCCGACAGCGCGCCAGAGACGCCGGCCGAGAUCCCGGUGGAGACGCAGCCGUCGAGCGUUGGCGAGCCUGCGGUGUCGCGCGAAACGGCGUGGGGCACGUUGACCACGCAGGCAGAGGCAUUUGAGAGCGAAUUUGGCGAGACGGGUGGGCAGACCGGUUAUGUGUCGUUCUACCAGGACCAGCAGAGCGGGACAGCAGCGGCAGUUGGUAUGGAAUCGCUGGAGCAGCAGAAGCAGGAGGGAUUCGCGGGUCUGGCGCUUGAUGACGGCGUG
This is a messenger RNA of Linderina pennispora, 2429 nucleotides long. RefSeq lists its product as uncharacterized. The transcript has 2 exons. NCBI's taxonomy places the organism in Eukaryota, Fungi, Kickxellomycota, Kickxellomycetes, Kickxellales, Kickxellaceae. The coding region runs from base 223 to 2259 and encodes 678 amino acids. The record is from RefSeq and is a predicted model, not a curated record.